Sphenostylis stenocarpa is the source of this 2004-nucleotide messenger RNA. The record is from the annotation of a GenBank genome assembly. Lineage: Eukaryota; Viridiplantae; Streptophyta; Magnoliopsida; Fabales; Fabaceae.
AUGUCUAGUUUCGUCGGCGUCCUUGUUUCUGAUCAAGAGCUUCAGAGCCAGUUCACUCAAGUCGAACUUCGAACCCUCAAAUCCAAGUAUGUGUCGGAAAGGACUCAAUCGGGACGUGUUACUGUCGCAAAUUUGCCUGCUAUUUUUAAGAAAUUGAAGAUUUUUUCUGAACUGUUCACCGAGGAUGAGAUUAAGGAUGCUUUGGCGGAGUCAUAUCAGGACAUGGAUGAAGAAAUUGAUUUCGAGUCCUUCCUAAGGGCACAUUUAAAUCUGCAAGCUCGAGCAAUAGCUAAAGAUGGUGGUUCAAAAAGUUCUUCUUCAUUUUUGAAGGCAGCUACAACAACUGUUCAUCAUGCCAUUAAUGAAUCUGAGAAAGCUUCUUAUGUCGCACAUAUUAAUAACUCCUUGGCUGAAGAUAACUUCAUGGGUCAGUUUCUUCCAAUUGAUCCACAAUCAGAUGCAUUGUUUGAUCUUGCAAAAGAUGGAGUACUUCUCUGCAAGCUUAUCAAUAUUGCUGUUCCUGGGACCAUAGAUGAGCGAGCUAUUAACACAAAACGAGUUCUUAAUCCAUGGGAAAGAAAUGAGAACCAUACCCUUGGCCUCAAUUCGGCAAAGGCUAUUGGGUGCACAGUGGUUAAUAUUGGUACACAAGAUUUAAUUGAAGGAAGACCCCAUCUAGUACUUGGUCUGAUUUCACAAGUAAUUAAGAUUCAAUUGUUAGCUGAUCUCAAUCUGAAGAAAACUCCUCAACUUGUGGAAUUAGUGGAAGAUGACAAGGACGUGGAGGAGCUUAUCAGUUUAGCACCUGAAAAGGUUUUACUGAAAUGGAUGAAUUUCCACUUGAAGAAAGCUGGAUACGAGAAACAAGUUACAAACUUCUCUUCUGACCUAAAGGAUGGAGAGGCUUAUGCUUACUUGCUGAAUGCUCUUGCCCCAGAAGUGGCUGGCCCAUCUGCCCUAACCACAAGUGAUCCAACAGAAAGGGCUAGCUUGGUUCUUGAGCAGGCAGAGAAAUUAGAUUGCAAGAGAUACCUCACUCCAAAGGACAUAGUGGAGGGAUCACCUAAUCUUAAUCUUGCAUUUGUUGCUCAAAUUUUCCAGCAUAGGAAUGGCCUUACAACUGUUGACAGCCAGAAAAUGUCCUUUGCUGAGAUGAUGACUGAUGAUGCAGAGACAUCUCGGGAAGAACGAUGCUUCAGACUAUGGAUUAACAGUCUUGGAAUUGCCACUUAUGUCAAUAAUGUUUUUGAGGAUGUCAGAAAUGGAUGGGUUCUAUUAGAAGUUCUUGACAAGGUUUCACCAGGAUCUGUCAAUUGGAAGCUGGCCACAAAGCCUCCUAUUAAGAUGCCAUUCCGCAAAGUUGAGAACUGCAACCAAGUUAUUCAGAUUGGAAAGGACCUAAACUUUUCGUUAGUGAAUGUUGCUGGUAAUGAUAUUGUACAAGGGAAUAAGAAGCUCUUACUGGCAUUUUUGUGGCAGCUGAUGAGGUUUAAUAUGCUUCAACUUCUGAAAAACUUGAGAUCUCACUCCCAAGGCAAAGAGAUUACUGAUGCUGAUAUUCUGAACUGGGCGAACAAUAAAGUGAAAAGAUCAGGAAGAACUUCUGAAAUGGAAAGUUUCAAGGAUAAGAAUCUUUCGAAUGGCGUUUUCUUCCUUGAGCUUUUGAGUGUUGUGGAGCCAAGGGUUGUCAACUGGAGUCUUGUUACUAAAGGGGAGACUGAUGAAGAUAAGAAGAUGAAUGCAACAUAUAUAAUCAGUGUUGCCCGAAAACUUGGGUGUUCCAUCUUCCUGUUACCUGAGGACAUACUAGAGGUCAACCAGAAGAUGAUACUCAUUUUAACUGCUAGCAUAAUGUAUUGGAGCCUGAAGAAACCUGAAGAAAACCACCCCCGUGAAGCAAUGGCUAUGACUUCAGUAGAAAAUGAAAACGAAACAGAUGUGGUUGACGAUGUAUCCAAUUUAGCCAUUGAUGAUACUGCUUCGGAGAAUCCUAGCACUCCUUAA